Molecule: messenger RNA, 267 nt
Organism: Dibothriocephalus latus
Lineage: Eukaryota; Metazoa; Platyhelminthes; Cestoda; Diphyllobothriidea; Diphyllobothriidae
Source: the annotation of a GenBank genome assembly
AUGAAUGUCGUUCUGGAACAAACGGAGGAGUAUGUAGAUGGUCAACUGAAGAACAAAUAUGGAGAUACUUUUAUCCGAGGCAACAAUGCUAACCGCUUUUUAGUGUUCUAUAUCAGCACUCAAAAGCGAGGAGGACUGAACAUAGAGAUAUGGCUGGCUUCAGCUUCGACAGACCGUCAAGCAGCCAAUGACAUGAGGCACGUAAGUACAGGACCAUCCCAAGUAGGACGUCAAAAUUAUUUUAAAUAUCAAAAGGCUGUUGGGUAA